Emiliania huxleyi CCMP1516 is the source of this 1790-nucleotide messenger RNA. RefSeq lists its product as hypothetical. Gene Ontology annotation, cellular component: peroxisome; peroxisomal membrane; cytosol. The coding region runs from base 1 to 1743 and encodes 580 amino acids. The transcript is spliced from 8 exons. Gene Ontology annotation, molecular function: ATP hydrolysis activity; ATP binding. Gene Ontology annotation, biological process: protein import into peroxisome matrix. NCBI's taxonomy places the organism in Eukaryota, Haptophyta, Isochrysidales, Noelaerhabdaceae. The record is from RefSeq and is a predicted model, not a curated record.
AUGGAGUCCAAAAUCGCGUUCGUGCCCAGUCAGCACAGCUUCGCGAGCGUGCCGCGUCGUCUGCUCGGCCAGCUUCCGCGGAUCGGCGCGGGCGAGCCCGUGGCCCUACGCCUUUGCUGGACGAGCGGCGGCGAGCGACGUGAGGCAGUCGUGGGCUGGGGCGGUGGCGUGGCGGCUGGCGACGCCCUGGAGCUGCCGUCCGCCCUUGCUGAAGCGCUGGGUUUGAGCUCGGCGCGCGCGGUGCACGUCUCUCACGCGAGCAGCCUGCCUCUGGCCGUCCGCGCAACGCUCGCGCCCGAGUCGCCAGAGGACUGGGCGCUUGUGAGCGGCGGCGCGGCGCGGCUCGAGGAGACGGCGCUCACGCAGCUGAACGUGCUGACGGCGGGCACGCGCGUGCCCCUCUGGCUCGAUGGCGCGGCUUGCGCCUGGCUCCGCGUCUCCGAGCUCCACGCCGCCGACGGGCCGGUGGCGGCCGCGAGGCUGGCGAGCGGCUCCGAACUGCACAUCGCUCCUCCGGUUGCUGCUGCUGCUACGGGCGGCGGCGGCGGCGGCGGCGGCGACGGCGGCGACAGCGGCGGCGGCUUCUCCGCCGCGGAGAUCGAGGCCCUCGCCACCGCGGCCGCCGCCCGCGCAGGCGCCCGCGCCGCCGUCGCGUGUGCUGCGGCGGGCGGCGGCGCGGCGGGCGGCGGCAGCGCCGGCGGCGGCACGGGCGCCGAUUUGCGGCUGAGGCGUUCCGACGUCGCGGCGGCGGCCGCGCACGCGCGCCGCGCGUCUGGGCGAUUUUCCUCCGGCCGGCGGCCGGAGCCGCUGCCUCGCGCGGGGGAAGGGGCGCUGCCUGGCUUCCGAGGGGUGGGCGGCAUGGCUGCGGCCAGUCUCCCCUUCAUCAGCGUCUCCGGGCCCGAGUUGCUGGACAAGUACAUCGGCGCGUCCGAGGCGAAGGUGCGCGACACGUUCGCAAAGGCGAGCGCCGCCGCGCCGUGCCUCCUCUUCUUCGACGAGUUCGAGGCGCUCGGCCGCGCGCGCGGCUGCGACUCGACCGGCGUGACGGAUCGCGUCGUCAACACCCUCCUCUGCCAUCUCGACGGCGUCGAGGCCCUCGGCGCCGUGUUUGUCCUCGCAGCCUCCUCGCGCCCCGAGCUGAUCGACCCGGCCCUCCUCCGGCCGGGCCGGAUCGACAUGGCGGUGGCGUGCGGCUUGCCCGACGAGGAGGAGAGGCUGGCCAUCCUCUCCGCCCUCGCACGCCCGCUUGGGCUGCCGCUCGCCUCACUCCGCCGCCUCGCCGCCAUCGCCGCGGCCACCGCCGGCUACUCGGGCGCAGAGUUGCGCGCGGUCCUCAACGCGGCGCAGCUCGCGGCGGCAAGGGAGGCGGGCGCCGCCGCCGGGGCGGCGCAGGCGGCGACGCCGCGGGCGGCGGCGCCGCUCUCCGCCUCCACCGCCGCGGACCGCGCCACCGCCGCGUCGGCGGCGCGCCUGCUCGCGGCGGUAUCGCCCGGAUGGUGCGAUGCGGCGGCCGUCUGGCGGGAGGAGCUGCGGCGUGGCGCGGGCGGCGGCGGGGCGGCCGACGUUGGCACCGGGCCGCCGCCGAUCGAGGUGCGCCACCUCGACGAGGCGCUCCGCUCCUGCCAAGACAGCCGCUCCUCUGGCUCUGCCUCCGCGCCGUCCUCGUCGUCCUUUGGGAGCGCACCGGGGGCGGGGGGCGGGGACGCCGUCCGCCAGCCACGCUGCCGCGUCAUGCACGCAUAAAUCUCCCUUUAUUUCUUUCUCAAUCCCUUGAAUCGAGAGAGGGCGUC